Molecule: messenger RNA, 234 nt
Organism: Diversispora eburnea
Lineage: Eukaryota; Fungi; Glomeromycota; Glomeromycetes; Diversisporales; Diversisporaceae
Source: the annotation of a GenBank genome assembly
AUGGAUAAAUUAUGUAGGAGAAAAUUAUGGACGAAUUAUUAUGAAGGUGGACAGACAUUAAAAGCGGCAAAAGAUUCAACUGUAUCAAAAACUACAGGAAAAUAUGAAGAUGAUUGUAUUGUUAUUGGGAUCUGUGUCGUUUGUUGUAAUAGCCUUUGUAUUGGUGUUGGAUUUGAAUUUGGGGCUGCCGUUAUUAUAGUUGAUGAUAUUUCUGCUCCUGUUACUAUUUCUUGA